This is a messenger RNA of Ahaetulla prasina, 10258 nucleotides long. Its product is annotated as prominin-1-A-like. The transcript is spliced from 27 exons. The record is from RefSeq and is a predicted model, not a curated record. Gene Ontology annotation, molecular function: cholesterol binding. Gene Ontology annotation, cellular component: apical plasma membrane; cilium; prominosome. Lineage: Eukaryota; Metazoa; Chordata; Lepidosauria; Squamata; Colubridae. The coding region runs from base 4687 to 7104 and encodes 805 amino acids.
UCUUUUCUAGUAAAUCCAGAUACUACUGUAAGAAAACUACUAUGUUUUCUUGCAAUGUUCUGCAAGCCAAACAUACCCAGGGUCUCCAACUGUUCAUCUUUUUAUUUCCAGACUUCAUCUUGAUGUCUUUCCUCUGAAUAUAACUAGUUUGUCGGUAUCAUCCUGAAAUAUGCCCCAACUUGAUUUCUGUUAAUCUUGACAUUAUAUUCUAUUGAUAAAGGGUAGGAUUGUAUUACUCUCCAAUUGCAUCAUCCUGUUGGUUCAUAUUCAGCUUAUGAUCCACCAUUUAUUGGUAUGUAUUUUCUUCCCCUAUGUCAGCCAAAAGUUGGUGUAAAAUGGCUUUCUGUCCUGGGAUAUCUUAGUGAACACUGAGAAAGAAAUUAAAUAACAAUUGGGAUGUAUUUUGAGUCAUAUAUGUGUGGAUGGAAUGACACUUAGAAGCGAGCAUUUGUUGAUAGUCUGCUGAGUAAUACAAAAGUGACAAAUUUGUCACUUUCCUGUGACUAUUACCAAGAAAAAAAAUGUAUCAACAGUCUUGUCCUAAUAGUGCAGACAGCUGGAGAAUUAUGUUUCCAUUUAAUAAGUUGGUAAACUUAUAUUAUAAAAAUCUCUCUCUCUGCAUUUAUGAGUUCCAGAAUUAAUGUAUAACGGGGAGGAAUAGAAUGUGUUUUGUGUAUUAUGAACCCAACACCUUAAUGUUUAUGUAAUAUAUUUCAAUGCAAUACUAGACAAAGUCACAAUAUCAAGGAAUGGCUCCCAAAGACAGAAUAAAUUCCAUAUCAAAGCCAGAACACUGUGGCCCUACCCCAUUCCAUCUGCUGAUUGUAAAUUUUCUGCCUACUUCUGUUCUCAUACAUUGCUAAUCUCUAUAAAGGUGUUCCUGUCAGCCGCACCCAUUGUAAAAAUAAACAGUUUCCUGUAGAAUAAGAACUUGUCCAAGAAUUCCAAAUCUUAAGAAUAGAAAAUGGCACUUGCUUUUUGUUUUUUAAAAGUGUUGUAGCCAUAUGCAGGGAUACAGUUUGUUUUACAAGUUGUUAAUAACUCUUGAGUUCUGGUUGAGAUAAGAUAGUGAAGGUUGCAUAUCUACAAUUAGGCAUAUCCACUUAAAAGGCUUUUAAAGGUUUUGGCAAGAUUAAAAACAGAUCUCCGCACCCACAAAAUAAAUGAGUUCACACAUGCUUAAGCAAAGUGGGAAGUCCAAGUGCUUCACUUUACCUAUUUGGGGGGGGGGGAGAAUGAUGAAACAAAAUUGGUAGAGCCAGAGAUGUCUAGUUUCUAAAUUACAGCAUCAUAGAACUUACACUGUGCGUGUAUGUAUCCCUGUCUGUCUCACCUUACUGAGUUUUAGCAACUGUAGUUAGAAGUAACUCUGUCCAUGGCAAAAAUGGGAGUGGGGAGCCACAAGUGGUUCUGAAGCCUCAGGUUACCCACCCCUAUUCUAAGCUGAAUUUAGCUUAAUAUGAACCCAGUCAUUGUGACUUAUUCCACAGAACACAUGGUUCUUUCAAGGAACAGCAUUAACAUGCAGUCCUCCAGCAACUGAGUCAUCAGAAAAGUAUGGCUGGCAUAAAUUAUUCUGCCCAGACUGCCAAGCCCUGUUUAUGUCUUCUAAAUAAAACUGCUGAGUGGUGCUGUCCUUUCAGCUUCUAAGGUCAUUUAUGGAUUCUCCAGCUUUGUUCCAUUUCAUGAUGAGCAUCACUUAGUAGGAAACAGCCACUCCAUGUGGUGGGAUGGGGUUGGAUGGCCAGGCAGGGUUCCUAGGGUGGAGGUUUAGUCACCUUGUAAGCUACCGGUCACAGGGUAGGUGGUGCUCCAUACCUAAGAUCUGUAACUCAACCUAUUUCUGAGAAAUGACCUACAAGUCUUCGAAAACUGCUAAAUUUAGGCUCAAAAUUAUGGCUGGAGGAGGAAUGUAGGGAUGAUGCAGGAGGAAGCAAUAAAGAAGUGCUGGCAGUCAGUGACUGUAGUCAGCAGCAUUUUCAAACCCAGUUAGAGAGGGAAGAGGGAAACAGUCUUUAGAUGAAAGACACAAUCAUUUCUAUGGAACUUUGAUAGCAGAAGGCACUACCAGAAAUAAUAAUAAUAAAGAAUGAUCUUUCUCACCUCCUUUGCCCUCCCAUCCUUCGGGAUAGCUCUGGUCUGUCCCACUUUCCUAUGACUCUGGAAGAAUGUGGAGCCAGGCAUAUGGUCCAUCUAGACUUUUACAGUAAAUUUAGACUUUAAGGGAUAGUUCUUUAGACAGCAUUAGGAAAACUACCCCUGAAAAGUCACCAAGAAAACUGCAGGGACUUGUCCAGGCAGUCACCAGGAGUCAGCAUUGACUCAAAGACACCAGAAAAAGAAAAAGAAAUCACAGCCAGUAUAGAAUUCAACAUGUCUCUAUUUUCUUACCUCUUCAAUUUUUAUUUAUUUGAGCUAGUCUCCCUCUUGUAAUUUUUGGAUCUGAUGUUAGAAGAUUUUAGUUCUGUCUUUAGUGCAAGUAGGAGGCAACACCCAUUUUGUGAUUCUUUCAAAUCCAAUCAAAUAUUGGAAAGAAAUUUUGCAAAAAUGUUCACCAUUUUCUUUGUUUAUCUGUAAGAUAACACUCUGAAUCUUGUACAGAAUACAAGCUAUAUAUUUAGUUUAAAAAGGGAACUGAAAGAUUGUUAGGACUUGAACCAAAUUCAGCCAGGGAUUGUGGAAGUAAAAAAAAUCCCUGGAGAAGCAGCUGGGCAAUGCCUUAACACCUAUUCUUCCAUUUGAUGCCUCUCCCCUUCUUCCUAAUAUGAAAACAGAGUCGAACAUAUAAUUCCCACAUUGUAUGAUAUAUACAUAUAUGGAGUUGCAACACAUUUUGUUAAAAAUGUCUCUACUGGUGAAGAGAUUUGGAAAGAACUCUAGUAGCCAUGAGCUAUGGUGCUUUUCCUAAUGUAUGUGUAUUUUAAUUGGCUUGAGAUCUUUGGAUGGGCAGCAAUAUUUUUAGUGGGAGAGUUAGUGGUGUAAAUCAUAACAGUUUACUUUUGGUAAAUCCUAUCGCAAUACCUGAUAUUUCUUAACUGCCAAUUUACUAGCAAGAUUACAGUAUUUUGCUCUGCUAAAAGACCAUGGAGUCCAAAUGAAACAGAGGUGGUGCUCCAAAGCAGCAUUUGAGGUAAGUCUGGCCAAGAGUUGGUCUCAGGUGGGCAGUGAAUCUCAUCAUCUACUGAAACCUCCCAACCACUGAUGUUGAGGUUGGCAUUGUACAUUCUGUUAUAUUUAUGUUUGUAAUCAGUACAUAGGUAAAGAGAAAGGUAAACCAAUGGGUAUCAGGCAGAUUUAGCAGCAAGUCUUUUAAUAUGCUACUCUAGACAUUAAAAAAACAACAUGCUCACACACACACACACUGAAUUAGCUCCUGCAUCUAAACUUCUCCUUUGGGAGAAGGGCGGUAUAAAAAUCGAAUUAAUAAUAAUAAUAAUAAUAAUAAUAAUAAUAACAACAACAACAACUACAACUGACAAGAUUCUUGGGGAGUGGCAGUGGAACUGAAAGCUUUGGGCAUAUACAUACCAUUUCCUACACUGUACACCAAGGUUCCAGUAGUUUCUCUGAAAUUAGCCUUUUCUAUGUUGUUGCUAUAAAGGUCACACCAGGGCUGAAAUUCAGCCUGUUCUAUUUGGCUCGGGCGAACCGGUAGUGGCAGCUUCGGGAGGCUCCACCCACCCACGCGGACAUCAUGACAUCCCUUUUUUGCGAUGAUUUUCAGCCUCUGCGCAUGUGCAGAGGGCUUUGAACAUGUGCGGAUGAUGGUGUGCGUGAGUGAAGCGAGCACGUGCACAGCGCACACACAUUUGCAAACCAGUAGGGAAGAACCUUCACAUUCUGCCUCAUGUGGAUAUUUGUACUUGUUGUGAACACUGAUAUAUUUUUAUGAAGCAUUAUUUUUAUCGGCUCUGUUUCAACAGAGGAAGUGCGAAGCUACUUUUGUUGAGAAACCUUUGAAGUCCCGUUUGGCAAAGGAGGAUGUUGCAUUAGACGGUCCUUGGCGACCUUAUGCCGCUGGCCAAGAAAACGUUCAAAAGUUUUCUAAGAUUUGUUUCCUUGGAAUCCGAGGGGCCCCGGUUGGAAACCAAAGAACUCUUCCGUUCGGGGCUGCGGAGAAAAUGGGGGCGAAUGGUUCUCGGGCGCUUCCAAACUCCCGUCUCUGGUCUAAGGGUCGUAGUUGCUUCGGACUCCGCGCUCACGUCGUUAAGGAAACCAGCCAUUAAGCGUCUCUGCCUCCAGUGGCUCCGGGUUGAGGUGGAGUCGAACCAGUCGCACUUUGGAGGUCAGAGAAUAGCCAAGCCGGCCAGAGAGAAAACGAGGGCGCAGAAGGAAGGAAAGGCCGGGCGGGGAUUGGACCAAAUCCCAAGGGUAGUAAAACUAAUCUCGCGUGUCCAGCCCCUCCUUAUGCAAGGCAAAUCCGCUGUGGGAAUUCGCCUCGACCCUCCUUAAAGAUCUGGGUCUCCUUUCGCAGGCGCGGCGCCCCCCAGUGUUCGCGGAGCUGCAGCAUUAAGCUUCCAGGGCUGGCUGGUCAGAAGAAGCUUCAGAGAGUAUUAUAUCUAAGUGAAAGGUGCUUGCAGAGCAGCAUUGGAUAGAGAUUCCUGUAAAGAAAACUCCUGAAGAUCCACAAAAGCUUUCCAACUUGUCCUAGGACUUGGGAUUGUGCUGCCUAUUCACCUUCUGAAGAUGCCUCUUUCAAACCUCACACAACCCGUCUAUCACCAACCACCCAGUAACUCACAUGGUGACUUACAAGGCUUGUUCAGUAUGGUGCAUGGUUACUUGAGGAUCGUGCAACCCAACAGUUUCCCCAAAGAUCUCCUGACAUAUGUGAUCAAGCAUCAAGAUUUCUUUCAAAACCAGACAGUGUAUAAAGAGAUGCUCAAGUAUGAGACGGGCUUCCUGGUUUGUACUGUCAUUGGUCUUCUGUUCAUUGUCCUUGUGCCGCUAGUGGGCUUGUAUUUCUGUUGCUGCCGCUGCUGUGGACACUGUGGAGGUUUCAUGUACCAGAAGCAGAAUAAGCACACUGCCUGCAAGAGACGGACUCUUUUUUGCUUUCUGCUGGGUAUCACGGCUGUUCUUCUGGCUGGAGAUAUAUGUGCAUAUGUCAGCAACCGCCGUAUAUCCCAGGGUCUAGGGAGAGGUUUUAUCAUUUUCAACAAUACAGUGAGCAACCUGAAUGCUUAUCUAAAUUCUAUACCUCAGGAGAUUAAUGAAAUCGUCAAUUCUAGUAAAGUCCCAUUGGAGGAGAUCAGUGAUAGCUUGUCAAAUAUUGGUGAUACUUUGGGGAACAAGAUUAAGGAUAAACUAGGUGGACGAGCAAACAAAGUAUUAGACAUGACUGAGCAGCUUCUUCAAGACAUUCAGAGCAUAGACCAGGAACUCCAGAAAGUCAACCAGACUGGUGGUCGCUUGCAGGAAAUGCAAAAGGAACUGAACAAAAAUCUGACUGACCUGAGAACUGAGAUCAAUGAGACUCUGAAAGAAUGUGGCAGCCCAUGUGGAAAAGUGUCCGUAGAGAACCUGACACCUGAGACCAAUUUUGAUACGAUUCCUGAUGUCAGUAAUCCACUUAAUUUGAUAUCUGAACUGACAAGCUUAGAUCUCAACAGUACUAUAAUAAAGGCAAGAAAUGUCAUGGAAGAAAUACCACAGAAAGUCUCUAAUCAAACCAAAGAGGAGGUGUCUGAGAUACAGGAUAUACUUCAUAAUGCCAAGAAGGGAAUUAAUGAAAUCAGUGAUAAGUUUCACAAGCUGAUCUCACUGAAGAAUAUCUCUGCAUUCAUGGAAAAUAUUGUAAAGAAAGCAAAUGACUACAAGCCACAGGUGGUCAAAUAUGAUGACUACAGGUGGGGUGUUGGCGUCUGCCUUUGCUGUCUGCUGCUUGUAAUAAUUGUAUUCAAUGUGUUGGGCCUUUUGCUUGGUGGUCUUGGGCUAGAUCCAAAUGGAGUGCAAUGGCCUACCAAACGGGGCUGCCUCUCCAACACUGGUGGAAACUUCUUUAUGGCGAGUGUUGGAUUCAGCUUUAUAUUUUCAUGGUUGCUGAUGUUGCUGGUUCUAGUACUAUUUUUAGUUGGGGGCAAUUCAUACACAUUGGUGUGCCGGCCUUGGGCUGAUGGAAUUAUCCUUCAGUAUCUGGACACAUCUGGGUUGCUCCCUCAAUUAAAUGUGAAAAAGCUCAUGAAUUUGAACACUUCUGAUGUAAACCUGACCAGCAUAUACAAGAAUUGCGAAAAAAAUGCACCCUUGUGGAGUACUUUUCACCUAGAUGAGAUCGUCUCUUUGAAUGACACUUUCAACAUCAGCAAGUACACGCAAAACAUUGAUUCAACACUGAAUAAAAUAAAAAUCAAUAUUGGAUCUAUUGAACUCCUGAAGGGUGAUCAAACACGCAGCUUGCUGAAACUGAGUUCAGAAGAUGGGCCUCUGAAUGUGGAUUUUAACAGUACUCUUGAACAACUUAAUCAGAAUCUGACCAAACAAAACCUGAAUAUCUUGGUUAAUAACUUGGAAGAACUGGCAAAUGACACAACCAAUGACACAAGUAGAAAUUUGCAACGUCAAGCUGAUGAACUGAAGAAUAUCCAAAACCAGAUAAACCUCAAAUUUCUUCCAGAAAUUCAAGCCUUGAAGAGAAGCAUCCAGAACUUGCAGAAAUCUACACCUCAAAUUCCAAAUCUGAUAAACCUUACGCUGUCGGAAAUAAAUGAGACCAAUUCAUUUAUAAAGAGGCAGACAGAGACAAUUAUAAAAAAUGAGACCAAGACUUUUAUAUGGAACAUAGUGUAUUAUUUUUCCUCUUAUCUGACAUGGGUUGAGCAUUCUAUCAUAGGAGAAUUUGGUCGCUGCGGUCCUGUAGCCUGGGCACUGGAUAGCGUGAAUACCGUUGUCUGCAAUUACCUUGUUGAUUCUUUGAAUGCCUUCUGGUUCAGUCUGGCCUGGUGCACAAUCUUUCUGUUGCCAAGUAUCAUCUUGGCUGUGCGGCUUGCCAAGUUUUAUCGUCGAAUGAGCGUCGAUGACAUAUAUCAGGAUGAGAUUAUGGAAAACUUUGAACUGUCAAGGCAAAGCAUGUUCAAAAUGCCCCGGGCUGAGCUGAAGAAAUAACAUUUCCUUUUUCAAUAUUCCAUCUCUGAGAAGCUAUGAAUGCAACAAACAAUGGUCAAGAGAAUUCUUGGGUUUCUCUUGCCAUUGUGCAGUGUGUGGAUCUUUGCCACAUUUUUUUCCUGAACAAGUUUGUAAGAUGGCAACCACUUUUUCCCUACAAGAAACUACUGUGCCAAAAGCCCUGUGACAGAGAAGUUUGGCUGCACACUCAAGUCUAUGAAGUGGGUUGUGCUCUUCUCUAGGGAUUAGUCUUGCAGUCCUUAUGCUGUCCAUUUUACAGGAAAAAACUCUUGACACUAAAGGGGCUCCAUAGUGAUACCACUGCAGUCUACUGAAUUUCUGUACAGACCCCAAUAUAUAGCAGAAUAUCUUUACAGUAAUUCUUUUGACCCUCAACAGAUUUAGAAAUCUUUGCUAGAUUUAAGAUGAAUUGCAAAUAGUGCCUUCCUGGAUCAAUACCUACUCCAUACCUACUUUAAAGGUCGAUAGUCUGGAAGAGAAAGCAAAUAUGAACCAUAAUGAAAUACUACUGAGCAGUUCUAUAUCAGGAAGAAUGAAUUGCCUUAAAUUUAACUAGAACAUUUUGCAGAUUUUGUCUUGUACUUCAGUAUAUCAUUGCAGUCUAGUCAUGUAUGUUUUUCUCUUUCCCUCAUCUUCACAUUCUCCAAUACUUGAUUUGCAUAUUUUGGGCAUUUAUCCUCUCCCCAGUGUUAUAUCCAAUAAUAUUGAACCAUGAAUUUAUUUUAUCAGAAACAUGAUUCUCUCAUGAGAAUGGGGGAAAUUCUCUCAUGAGAUGAAUAGACUUAGUAAUAUUUAUUAAGAAAUUAGUAAUAGAAAUGAAUGCAUUUAGAUUAAUGCAAAAUGAAGAUGACUCCAAUAAUGAAAGAUGAUAUGAUCGGAUAAAUCAUUUGGAAGAAGAACAUGAGGAUUCUAUUCCUUUCAGAUUAGUCUUGCCUGACACUCCAGAUAUGUGACAUAAUUCCUAGUCAGCAUUGGAAAUUUGAAGUUUAGGGAAGGACUGGAUUAGUAGCAGAAAAUACAGGUAGUCCUCAAUUUAUAACAAUUUACUUGGUGACUGUUGAAAGUUACAAUGGCACUGAAAAAAGUGACAUGACUUUUCAGUUAUGACCAAUUCAGCAUCCCCAUGGUUACGUGAUCAAAAUUCAGACACCUGGCAACCGAUUCAUAUUUAUGACAAUUGCAGUAUCCUGGGGUCAUGUGAUCACCAUUUGUGAUCUUCUGACAAGCAAAGUUAAUGGGGCAACCAGGUUCACUUAACAAUUAUGCUACUAAUUUAACAACUGCAGUGUUUCACUUAACAAUUGCGGCAAGAAAAAUCGUAAAAUGGGGCAAAAUUCACUUAACACCUGUCUCAGCAACAGAAAUUUUGGGCUUAAUUGUGGCUGUAAGUUGAGUACUACCUGUAGUGUUUUUAUUGAGUUACAGACCUAUUAAUUCAAAGUAUAGCUCAUAAAUUAAUUGCUGGCCUGAAUGUAACAUUACAAAUAUUUUACUUCAAAGUAUUAAAUAUUAGGAUAGUAGGUAUGUUACUUGACUUUCUAUUGUUCAAUUUGCAUAUAAAACUUUUAAAGAAUCUCAUUUGUAUUUAUAAUAAAAUUUAAAUUAGAUUCCCAGCACAGUAGCAGAAACCUUUUGCAUUACAUUUUUCUUGCUCCAGAAACAGCAAUACCAAAUUAUUUUUUAGUCUUCUGGUUCUAAAUUAGCUUUUAGAAGAAUGUGUGAAGAAUGAGUUAAAGCAACAGUAAGAAAUGAAAUCCUCAUUAAUCAAGGAAAAAUGAAAACUUUACAUAAAAUAUAACAUUUUCUUAUCUCACCCAGAUAUUGGGGGGUGGGGGAGUGGCUCAUAUUUGCAAAUUUUAAGAGCAACAAACAUGCAAACUGUCAUAGUUUAAUGUACAGUACACAUUCUCACUUUAACUCACCCACCGUUAGGCUAUCAUUAAGACUGACCUUCUCCUAGCAAAUUAUCCACAACUCCAUUUCUUUCUUUUCUAAGAGGUUUAUGAAAACCUACAAUAUAUGGGAAGCAAUUCAAGAUGAUUGUUAUCAUGCUAUCACUUAGUCUAGGACAACAAUUGUUCCUAACAGCUUCUGUGUUAUUUAAAUUAUGUCUUAUUUCCACUAAGUUUGAUAAAAUAUAUUUUCAGUUGCCUGAAUUACAUGAUUUCUAUUAUAUAAUAAAUUUUAUUUGAUUCUACAAAAGAGCAGGACUGAAAGACUAAUCUAGAGUGAAAAUAAUUACCCCACUCCCCUCCCCGCUUUACCGAGAGAUACUUGAAUCUGUAUAUAUGCUUUUGCUUCUCAUUUGAAUAUAAUUAUUUUUAUUGGUGUAUUGUUUGUCUUUCAUUUGUAAAUUCAAGAAAAUUACAUUUUUCAUGGCUUUUAUAGGAUUUGAGGUAGGCCUUGGAUACUUAGCAUUUAUAAAUUACUGUUCCCCAAGAAUGAGGCCCACAAAACAUGCCAUCUUGCUGUUACUGGAACUGCAAUGUUAAAUAUUAACAGAAAUCAAGAAAAAAUCAUCAUGAAACCAGUUUUGGACCUUGUGUGAAAACCAGCUGGCUGCCCCUGGCUGCUAAAGUAUAAGAAAGAAAUCUAAGAUGGUCAGGAAGCUAUGUUUUGUUGGACUCAAAGUACUUGUAAUUAAUUAAACUAUAAUUUCAAAUGCCGCUAUUAAAUAUAAUUUUGAUGUAUUUUUGCAAUGGUGUGACAACUGCUUAUUCAACAGGAAUACAUGCCUCAAGAGUCGGAUCAAGCCAGAACAUUCACCAAGAUAGCUGUUCCAUCAAAUUAAUAAUUGUAGGUUUACACAUCUAAGAAAUAAUUACUUGUCCUCUUGAAGUUUUUCACUCACUUCCAACUCCCCUCAUAUUAUGGAAGCUAAUUUCAGGCCGCUUAAUGAUCUCUUAGUAAUAUUUAAAUUAACUCUUAAUUUACUCUUCCCUGAACAUUCCAAUUAGAUAAUCUAAAGGCAGGUAUAUUCCUGGUUUUAUAGAAGCUGGGAAGUUAAGAUCACAGCUCUUAUGCUAUGGCUCAAUAGACAAAGGGACACUGCUAGCAGUUUGCUUGCUGUAAUUUUUCUUCCCAGACAUGAUUUAUUCUCUUAGCUGACAUUCUUUCAAGUCAGACUAUGAAU